CUCAGGGGGCGUGGUUACGAAAUGCAUUCGAGAAGUAUUCUGUCCGUAAUUCGGAAAUAAGUUAUAUUCUCUUGUUAUCGGUCUGCUACGUUUCUUAAGGAUUCUGUCAAGAACAUGGAGAAAAAAUUUACCGGCAAGCGAGCUCUUGUGACUGGUGCUGGGCGGGGUAUUGGUAAAGCCAUUGUUCUUGAGCUUGUUAAACAUGGAGCCCAUGUAAUAGCUCUAAGUCACACAAAAUCAAAUCUGGAAAAAUUAAAAGAAGAAGCCCCAGGAAUCGAAAUUGUGUCUGUGGAUGUGAGAAAUUGGAAAGAAACUGAAAAUGCAGUUAAGAAAUUAGGCCACAUAGAUCUGUUAGUAAAUAAUGCUGGUGUCCUCUCUUUACAACCAGUUGGCUCUAUCACAGAAGAAGAAGUGGAUAACUGUUUUGCAGUGAAUGUGAAAGCUGUAAUAAAUAUUUCACAAAUUGUUGCCAAAGGUAUGGUUGAAAGAAAAACAGGAGGUGCAAUUGUUAACAUAUCCAGUCAGGCUGCAAUUAUAGGUCUACCAAAUCAUACCACUUACUGUGCAUCAAAAGGAGCAGUGGAUCAAGUAACAAAAGUUAUGGCUCUUGAAUUGGGCCCACAUAAAGUAAGAGUCAACAGUAUAAACCCAACAAUUGUUCGUACAGAUAUGGGUGCAACAGCUAUUAGAUCCUAUGGUGAAGGCAAAGAAGUGGAGGAAGCUUUGAAAGCCAAAAUACCUCUAGGAAAAUUCUGUGAGGUCAAUGAUGUUGUUAAAGCUACAAUGUUCCUUCUGAGUGAUGAGGAUGCUGGUAUGAUUACAGGAGCACAGUUGCCUUUAGAGGGUGGUUAUAUAAUACAAUAGACCUCUGAAAUGUUGAGGAUAUUUUAUAAAUCCACAUAAUAAUAUGGGAUUAUUGUUUGUCAACAAUAUAAAAUGGUGCCAUUUUUUAAAAUUUAUAAUUGCCAUUUUUACUUUAUUUUUUAAAAUGAUUACUUAUUAACUUGUUAAAGAUGUUGAAAGUAAACUUCUUUUGUAUAUUUUGAAAAAAAAUGACUUUUUUUGAAAUAAGUAAAUUAUAUGGGUUCUUGAGUAAACCAAUCAAGAAAUGUAUUGCAUAUACUUUCUGGUAUGAGCAUCUGAACAUAGUCUUUUUAAAAUACUAAUAAAUAAAACAGCACUUUAUACUAUGUAAUUAAUUUUAAAAUUAAUUCUUAUUGCUUAUGAAAUUAAUAUAAAGAAUCUUUUUUUGCUAUAUUUAUCACACAUCUUGCACAAUUAUUUAUUAAAAAUAUUAAGAUAUUGAUUUUUGGAUUGAAUAAGUUUAUUCCAUAACAAAGAAAAAUUCUUAGGGCUUCAAGAUUUUUCUGAUUAGUAAAAUCUGGAAAACAAGUAGAUAAUUUUUGUCUUUUAAAGAGUAUUUUGUAGAACCCAUGCCUAAAAAAUUUUUAUUUCACUAUAUGGAUAUUUUCUUAUUAUGUAAUGGAUCCCUAUAAAAAAAAUGUUCUAUAUUGGGGAUGUUAUCUCAUUGUGAACAUCCCUUUAAAAGUUUAUUUUGUAUUUCCCUCUUGUAAGGAAUUAAGUAUAUGAUUGGAAGCUAUUUUCCAAGCUCUUUGCUAAAUACAUGUUGGUAUGUGAGACAGUGUAAUUAUGUAAGGUCAAGAAAACUCGAUAAUAAGUACAACAACAAAAAGAUAAAUAAAAAUUAUUUUAAUUUUA
Messenger RNA from Argiope bruennichi, 1719 nucleotides. Its product is annotated as L-xylulose reductase-like. The record is from RefSeq and is a predicted model, not a curated record. Gene Ontology annotation, biological process: xylulose metabolic process; glucose metabolic process. NCBI's taxonomy places the organism in Eukaryota, Metazoa, Arthropoda, Arachnida, Araneae, Araneidae. Gene Ontology annotation, molecular function: carbonyl reductase (NADPH) activity; L-xylulose reductase (NADPH) activity. The coding region runs from base 115 to 864 and encodes 249 amino acids. The transcript is spliced from 7 exons.